Effrenium voratum is the source of this 1362-nucleotide messenger RNA. The record is from the annotation of a GenBank genome assembly. Lineage: Eukaryota; Dinophyceae; Suessiales; Symbiodiniaceae.
AUGCUGGCGGCCUCACAGGUGACGUUGGAGCUGCUGCGACUGGUGUGCUUCAUGAUGGAGAAGGGCCUGAACUCAAAGGAGGAAGAGAAGGAGGGCGAUGGAGAAGGCGAUGGCAAGACCGAGUGGGCGGCAGGCACCGGCAUGGGCGAGGGCGAAGGUCUGCGAGAUGUCACCGAGGAGAUCGAGGACGAUGCCCAACUCGAAGGAACCAAGAACGAGAAGCAAGAGGAGCAGCCUGAACCCGAGCAACAGAAGCCCGAGGAGGACACCGCCCGGGAGGUCGGCUUCGACCUAGACACGGAGGCCAAGGCGCUGCCGCAAGAUGAGGAAGAGAAGCAGCAAGAGCAAGAGAAGGACAACGAAGAGGAGCAAGACUUGGACAGGCAACAAGGAGAAGUGGACCUCUCGAAAGGUGGCGCGUUGGAUGAAAAGCUCUGGAACGGCGAUGAGGACGACAAGAAGGAGGAUGAUGGUGACACUCCAGAAGAGAAGGAGAAGGAGAAGGGUCCUGACGAAGAGAUCGAGGCGCAUGGUGCCCAGGGGGAAGGAGAAGCAGAAACAACGGCCAAAGACGACGACAGCAAGUCUAAGAAGGAGCCCAAGAAUGAGACACAGGAGAAAAAUGGAGACUCGAAGGAAGCUCCGGAGCAGGAGCCGCAAGAGCCAGAGAAGACGGAAUUCGAAGAUAAAGACGCUCAGUUCGACGUGAACAUGCAGUCGGGUGAAGGAGCUGGGCAAGAAGGAGAAGGCGAGGGCGAAGGCGAAGGCGAAGGCGGCGAGGGCGAGGGCGACGGCGAGGAUGAUGACUUUAUCAAGUCGGACAUUGAAAUGGAGGGCGAGGGCGGCGACGACGACGAGCAAGGAUCUGAGGGCAGCAAAUGUGAUGAGGAGAUGGGCGACCUGGAUGCGGCGGAGCCAGGCGUUCCGCAAGAGAAGGUGCCAGAGGAGCAACCGCAAGCGCCCGAGGGUGUUCAGCCAUGUGUGCAGGGAGAGGAGGCCAAGGGCGAAGACAGGGGCGAGGACCCAGCAGAAGCUAAGCCUGACGUGGACCCCUCCAAGGCGCAGUCCAUGGAGGACAAGCCGGAGCAGCCCAAGCAAGGCGACCCUGGCGCCGAUGCCUCUGGCAAGGACACCACAGCCCCGCAGCGGCAGCAGCAGGACGACCAAGUCUUUGGCGGCAGCACGGGGGAGGCGGCAAACUUUGAGUCUCAAGCCCAACAAGAUGCUGAUGCUUCAGCCGGGGACGAGCGCGGAGGCUCCACCGCCACAGCCACGGAGUCCCGCGGCGGCGCCGCGGAGAUGCCUUCGGCGCGAACGCCCAGCGGAAGGACCAAACGAAAAAGCGAGGCGUUGGGACCUUAA